Penicillium robsamsonii is the source of this 246-nucleotide messenger RNA. RefSeq lists its product as uncharacterized. The record is from RefSeq and is a predicted model, not a curated record. Lineage: Eukaryota; Fungi; Ascomycota; Eurotiomycetes; Eurotiales; Aspergillaceae. Bases 1 to 246 code for a protein of 81 amino acids. The transcript has a single exon.
AUGGCCUUUUAUUUUGGCUAUGCUUGGGCAGCUACCUUCAUCGCCGGCGGAGACAAUGGUACCUGGCUCAUGAUGCACUCUUCGGCCCCAAGCGCCGCCAUUCUUCUUGUCGUUGCAAUUAACUCGUCCACCUACGAUCUGCUUCCGCAUGGAUGGCUCAAGGUAGUCAAAGAUACAUCUGAUAUGUUGUACUGCUGGUACGUAGAAGCCAAAGGGAUGGAGGGAAAGGUUGAGUUGUUCAGAUAG